GGGAUCCAUAGCCGCCGAGAAUCUCCGGCCUUAGCUGCUCUGACUUGCUUUUACCAACUUCGUUGGUUUGACUUUCGUGCUACUUUAUCGCGUCAUGCUCUUGGCUGUGAUUUUGCCUUUCAUCACGCCAGCUGACACAGGAACUAGGUUUCCAUCACUGAGUAGCACGUUAAGUUUUGGAUCGUGCCCAUACUAACAAAAUGGCCCCAGCAAUGUCGUACGUGCUUCUUGUCUUCGGAGUGGCCAUUCUGCCCGCAGUGAACGGACAGUGCAUCAACGUUACACUCCCCAACAUCCUCAACUUGGGAGAGUGCCUUGGAACUACACUGAGAGCCUGUCCUGACACAUCGGCGGGCCUGGUACCAGACCUCACUCGUCUCCUCGGGUGUGUGCUCCAGAUUCUGCCUCAGGUUGCGAGCCCUGUCUCCGUGCUCUUCAACGUCGUCGGGCUCCUCGAAGCAGUUCUGGCUAGACUGGGACUGUCUGGUGACAUCGGUGGUCUCGCGAACAUCCUCUGCCGUCCCCUCGGAAUUCCACUGUUCAGCUGCGGCACGUUCAGUCCAGGAAACAUCGCCUGCCAGGAACCUCUGCAGAUCAGCCUGCCCAGCGUUUUCAACGUGGGAGCGUGUCUGAACCGGACCCUGCUGUUCUGCGCAGCCGGAUCAACAAUUUCUGACCCCAUCCUCAGGGAACUGUUGCAAGCAGUCGGAUGCAUUCUGAGCGUGGCCCCGGAGGGUCUGCAACUGGACCUUGUCUCAAGCCUGGUGUGCCCCCUGGUGGACAUCCUCAAUUCAUCCCUGAACGAGUUCACCUCGCUGCUUCCAUUCCGAUUCCUGACGCGAGGUAUCACCAACGCCGUCAACUCGCUCACCAACAAUCUGCUCGGGGCUGUCGGUAACUGUAAUAACUGACACUGAAGGACCAACUGCGGCUGGAUUGAGCCUGCCUGCCGGAAAGAGGAUGGGAAUCAGGCAGACGUCGGCGUCAUUAACAGGGUCAGACCGGAGCUGUCGUAGUCGCCCACUAUAGAUCUGAGGUCGGGAGCCAUCGCUACGAGAACAGCCAGCAGCCAUGAUGUCCCCUUCGAAAUAUGGCUUCUUGGAUGUGCAUCACGCCAAAGAAAUAAGAAACUGAAUAUGUUACAGAAUACGCGGUUGGCCAAACAGCCAUCGAAAAGCUGUGUCAUCAACACAAGGCCAAGCCGCUCGCCGUGUGGCUUGCAGCCAUCCGAAGACCACGAGGAAACACUAAUGACUGCCGGCCUCCGUCUUAAUCACAGAUUCAGUUUACUCUAGAUUCAUUAAGCUUUUGUUAAAUAAAAGAAAUUUUCUUCUCAA
This is a messenger RNA of Dermacentor andersoni, 1337 nucleotides long. RefSeq lists its product as uncharacterized. NCBI's taxonomy places the organism in Eukaryota, Metazoa, Arthropoda, Arachnida, Ixodida, Ixodidae. The record is from RefSeq and is a predicted model, not a curated record.